Penicillium longicatenatum is the source of this 1089-nucleotide messenger RNA. RefSeq names its product serine/threonine-protein phosphatase. Gene Ontology annotation, molecular function: protein serine/threonine phosphatase activity. Gene Ontology annotation, cellular component: cytosol. Gene Ontology annotation, biological process: mitotic cell cycle; peptidyl-serine dephosphorylation. Bases 100 to 1089 code for a protein of 329 amino acids. Lineage: Eukaryota; Fungi; Ascomycota; Eurotiomycetes; Eurotiales; Aspergillaceae. The record is from RefSeq and is a predicted model, not a curated record. The transcript has 6 exons.
ACUUUCUGCACCCACUACCGACCGACACGGAAUCCUGUUCAUUUCUCACGAGACCGCCCCUCCCCCAACUGGCCCCUCCUAUUUACAGCUGUGCCCACCAUGGAUAACAACAUGGAAAUCGACACGGCGCGCUCGCCUGAGCCACAUCACCUUUCGCCCGUAACCGAUUCCGGCUCUAUACCGACUUUGGAUGGUUGGAUCGAGAGUUUGAUGACGUGCAAGCAAUUAGCGGAGGAAGAUGUGCGGCGGCUGUGCGAUCGGGCACGAGAAGUAUUGCAAGAGGAAUCGAAUGUUCAGCCAGUGAAAUGCCCCGUGACAGUCUGCGGUGAUAUCCACGGCCAGUUCCACGAUCUAAUGGAGCUGUUCCGCAUCGGUGGUCCUAACCCCGACACAAACUAUCUCUUCAUGGGUGAUUAUGUCGAUCGAGGCUACUACUCCGUUGAGACUGUGACGCUCCUGGUCUGCCUCAAGAUCCGUUACCCCCAGCGUAUUACGAUUCUUCGUGGAAACCACGAAUCCCGCCAGAUCACUCAGGUGUAUGGCUUCUAUGACGAGUGCCUGCGCAAAUAUGGCAACGCCAACGUGUGGAAAUAUUUCACCGACCUUUUCGACUACCUUCCCCUCACAGCUCUCAUUGAAAACCAGAUCUUCUGUCUGCACGGUGGGCUGAGCCCGUCGAUCGACACCCUGGACAACAUUCGAUCUCUGGACCGCAUUCAAGAAGUCCCGCAUGAGGGACCCAUGUGCGAUUUGCUGUGGAGUGACCCCGAUGAUCGUUGUGGCUGGGGAAUCUCUCCUCGCGGUGCGGGGUACACAUUCGGACAGGACAUUUCGGAAGCGUUCAACCACAACAACGGCUUGACUCUGGUUGCUCGGGCUCAUCAAUUGGUGAUGGAGGGAUAUAACUGGUCGCAGGAUCGAAACGUAGUGACCAUUUUCUCAGCACCCAAUUACUGUUACCGCUGCGGUAACCAGGCCGCUAUUAUGGAGAUUGAUGAGCAUCUGAAGUACACAUUUCUACAAUUUGACCCUUGCCCCCGAGCGGGCGAACCCAUGGUAUCGCGACGGACACCUGACUAUUUCCUGUGA